Messenger RNA from Argiope bruennichi, 1242 nucleotides. RefSeq lists its product as uncharacterized. The record is from RefSeq and is a predicted model, not a curated record. Gene Ontology annotation, molecular function: catalytic activity. NCBI's taxonomy places the organism in Eukaryota, Metazoa, Arthropoda, Arachnida, Araneae, Araneidae. The coding region runs from base 1 to 1242 and encodes 413 amino acids. The transcript has a single exon.
AUGCCUAAUACACCAAAAUCCAACAAUUUUGUUUGGACACUCUUUCAGGGCAAUAUUGGCCAUUCAUAUAAAGCAACCAAAGAGUUGCCAAAUCUCUUCUCCAACAACAUCCCGGACAUAUACUGUAUUCAAGAGCCCUAUAUCUACGCAGGAUCCACUUUUCUCCCCACAAAAUGGCGUACUAUCUUCCACCCUGAAGGUAGGGUGUUAAUUUCCAUCCGAAACCCUAACAUAGCAGCAGUCAUUAAACAUAUAAACAAACACUUUGUCUGUAUUGAGGUAAGCAAAGGUCUCGAAACCUUCUCAAUCAUCUCAUUUUAUUUUCCACCAUCUUCAAAUAAAAACAACUUGUUCCGAGAACUUAACGAGCUAAUUGACGCAAUCCGACCAAAGCAGUUGUUCCUUGUCGGGGACGGCAACAUUCAGUCUGAGCUGUGGGGACCAGACAGGGACGAUAUCAAGCGCAAACGGGACUUUGGCGGGCCAAUGAUUGAUUUCAUCCUGUACCAGAACCUCCUUGUGUGGAAUGACUCCACUGCAGGUCCAACCUUUCAAACCAAUAACGGUCGUAGCUGGAUCGACGUCACACUCUCUACAUUUUCCUUCUAUGAUCGCAAAGAUUCAUGGCAACUUGAGAGAUCUACGCUUAGUGAUCAUUCGUACAUUCUUUUUUCCCUUGCUGGUCAAGUUCAUUCUCCUCCCAAACAACUCCACAUCAGCAAGCGUAAACUGAAACAACUCGCAAUGACAAUUGUAAAACAUUAUAAAACUCACUUGGACACAGUCCAAAAAUUUAAAUCAAAAGACGAAGUGGAUAAUUUCAUUACUCAUCUCACAUCCCUUAUACACAGUACUUGCUUUUCCUCCCUAACAAACUCAAAACCACACGUAGUCCCCUGGUGGGAUUCAACGCUUGAGACACAAAGAAAAUUAACCAGAGCACUUCGCUCGAGGUACCAAAGAUGCAAAAACCCUGAGGAAAGAGCCAAAAGGCGUCAAACCUUUAAAAAGGAGGAAGCGAAAUAUAAGUGGUUAAUCGGUACCAAAAGCAGACAAGCCCUGGAGAAUCUCUGUGUCGAAACUACUAAAUUUAACCCUUUUGACCUCCCUUACAAAAUCGCUAGAGGAAAAAUCAGACCACAAAUAGUUUUUCAAACAGUAAAAAAUCAUUCGGGCCAAUUGACCUCCGGUCUGCAAGACACCAUUCAGGAAAUUAUCAGUACAUUAUUUCCAAGGGAUUAA